AGCCACGAAGUGCAAACUCGUUCUGUACUGAACUGUACUGAAGCUCCACCAUUGGCUCUAACUGUCCGUCCGCCGGGGAAAGGAGGCGGAGGAGGAGGGGGGUGUAGAUUUGCUGAAUGACGGCUCGGUUUGUGUUGACACUUGAGAGCCGAUACAGCCUACGGGAAAUGCACAGGCCUACCUACGUUACAUUUCCACCUUGUAAAGAUAAUAAGAACCGUCUAAUUCUUGCUUUUAACACCGGGAGAUGUUUAUGACCGUGCGGGGACUGCGCGACGGGGCUACACGGAGUCGAGGCGGAGGGGACGUUUUCGCAGGUUGAUGAUCCUCUUUCGGCACCGAGGAGAAGAGCCAACACAAGUAAAUACAUGGUAUUAGUCUUUAUAGGCGGUUAGGCAGGCUUGCAUUAAAAGGAAGGAUAGGCGGUGCGAGCUAAUUCCUGGAAAUAUAGACCUCCGGCCAGAAUGACACACGCUACGUUUGCAGGUUGGAGUUAUUUCGCUGAAGUUGACGCUCAGACUUGAGCUGCGAGCAGCGUGUAGGAAGCUUGUGUGCCAGGAAAAACACCAUCCGUCUUUCACGUUUGACAGAUAACCAAUCAAAGCUGUUAUUCAAAUCGGUGCUCUUAUGUCAGUGACCUAUAUCUCAUGCACGUGCGCCAAAAGCCCACAGUAACCUCUCCGCCAGACCAGACAGCAUGGGGACCAACGGGCUAGACAACCAAGCGCAGCCGUCCGGCGGAGAGUCCCGGACGGAACAGCCGGCUCCGGGUCCUCAGAUGGAGCAGAGGGAUGCCCCUCAAGACCCAGACAAGAGAAAGGAUGAACAGGCGGACAGCAGCGAGGGUAAAAUCGUGAAGGAGGACAGCAAUACGCAGCUGAUCGAGACCGGGUGCAAGCCACCCCUCACGCCAGGUUCGGACUUCGAAGCGGGGUUGCAGGUAGAGAAGCCUGGCCACGGAGCUGGCUUCGUCCCACCCGAAGGUGGUUUCGCUGGCUGGCUGGUGGUUUUUGCUGCAACCUGGUGCAACGGGUCGAUCUUCGGGAUUCACAACUCCUUCGGCAUCCUGCACAUGAUGCUGGUGAAGGAGCACACAGACCCUUUAGACCAAACAUCCCAGUUCAAAGUGGCCUGGGUUGGGGCCCUGGCCAUGGGCAUGAUCUUCUUCUGUUCACCUGUGGUCAGCAUGUUCACAGACCACUUUGGCUGUAGGAAGACGGCUGUGAGUGGGGCGGCACUGGCUUUUAUAGGAUUGCUCAGUACAUCGUUUGCAAAUUCCUUGAUCCUUCGCUACUUCACAUACGGCAUAUUGUUUGGCUGCGGCUCCUCCUUCGCCUUCCAGCCCUCGUUGGUCAUCCUGGGCCACUACUUCCGCCAGCGCCUGGGUCUGGCCAAUGGUGUGGUGACGGCUGGUGCCAGCCUCUUCUCUAUGGGCCUUCCUGUGUUACUGAAAAAGGUGGUGGAACCUUUGGGCCUCAGCAGAACAUUCCAGAUCCUCAGUGUCUUCAUGCUGAUCCAGGCUCUGCUGGCGCUAAUGUUCAAGCCUCUGCUCCCUGCUGGGGGAGGCAUGGGCCCCCAAGGAAUAGGCCCCGACCAUGCCGAAUCCCAAACUCAAGCUGAUGCUCAAGGUGGAGGCAGGUGGAGCAGGGCGAUCACCACCGUCAGGAAGUACUUCAAUCUGCGUGUGUUUCACAUCGUCACAUACCGAGUGUGGGCGUUUGGAGUAGCUACAGCUGUAUUGGGCUAUUUCGUGCCAUAUAUCCAUCUGAUUAAUUUUGUAAAAGAACAGUUCAAGGAGACUGAAAAGGAGUGGGUGCUCCUUGUUUGCAUAGGAGCAUCAUCAGGGGUGGGACGCCUCACUUUUGGAAAGAUCGGGGACCUCAUUCCUGGUCUGCGGAAAGUCUACAUGCAGGUGGUCUCCUUCAUUGCUCUUGGCCUGAUGUCCAUGAUGAUUCCUCAGUGCUCGAUGUUCGCCGGGCUGGUGGUUGUGUGUGUGUUUCUGGGACUGUGUGAUGGAUGCUUCCUCACCAUGAUGGCUCCCAUAGCUUUUGAGCUUGUCGGGCCCAUGCAAGCCUCGCAGGCUAUAGGUUACCUUCUAGGCCUCAUGUCUAUCCCUAUGACUGCGGGUCCACCUAUCGCUGGUCUCCUGCAUGACUAUUUUGGGAAUUACACAGUGGCCUUCUCCCUGGCUGGUGUGCCUCCGAUGGUGGGGGGCGUGGUGCUGUUCUUUGUGCCCCUGAUCCACCACAGGCUCCAGCGAGGUCAGGCAUCACCAGAGGAGACCUCCACAACUGCCCACAUGUUGCCCAGCGCCCCACCGGCCGAGGAGCCCAAGAGCUGCUCCAAUGGGGACAUCCUGCCCGGCUACACUGAUGUAGAGACACACAUCUGAUCGCAUCAUACAAAGGGAUUCAGCCCACCAGCACCUUUUCUCAUCCAUAAAUUGCCCUCCACCUAACCAGAAGUCUCAACUGUGGAUUUCCUGUUGGCUGAUCUUUAACCUGCAACCCUCCAAGACCCCCCUCUUUGGCUAUUUUCUUUCUUUUUUUUAAAUGCGAAGAGAAGUGGACAAUGCUCUGGCGACAAGCCACGGAGUGGAUGAAAAGAGGGCACAUCAGCGUCGGAGGUGGAUAAAAGCAGAAAAGCACAACGUAGUCUAAUCUAGAAUCGUUGUAACACAUACCUCCAAGAGGAACUAAAUGAAGACUAAAAAGCUGUCUUUCUGAUUUUAUAGCAUUUAAUCGUGCUACCUUAGCCUUUGAAGCUGUAAAAAAGAUACACUUUUGUUUUUAGAUCUUACUUCUGAGAAGAAGAGGUAUAUAAAAUAACAACUAGUGAAGGGAUAAAGUCAAAAUGUCUUUAUGUUGUACCUCAAACAUCUGAUUUCUUUUUAACACAAUGUGUUUUAUUUAGUAUGAGUAGCUAAAACAUGGUUAUAUCUUAAAUGAUUUGCAGCUUUGCUGUAUUCGGCUCUGCGCUUCUGCCUGUGUUUUCUGCUGUUACAGCUACAAGAGAAGCAUGCGUACUGGUUGUACAUGUCACAGGAGGUAACAGAUAUUUCUACUAGUAGAUGAGCCAGCAGAUACAAUCCACCUCAGCUCAGCCGCACAUGAGUUUUGGACCCUGGCUGCACUGUGUUCACACCCCGCAGUCUAAAACUUAGACAAAAUUUCUUCGCCAGUCUGCCUGCAUGGAGGACGUGUGUAAUUGUGGCAGUUGAUUCCACUGAUUCAUAUGCAAUGAACCUUAGUGUUUUUGACCGUUUACCAGUUUUCAAUGUUGGGUCAGUGACUUUUCAACACCACAGUUAAUAGAGGGUAUUACCUCCUGAGUCUGUAAAGCAUUAAUGUUUGUUAUUUUUUCUCACCAAAUAAAUUUUUUUUAGCAGGGUGCUACACAAAUCUGAAUUAACUGUGUCUGACACAGCUUUGAAAAAUAACUGACAACAGUUUUGUGCUUUAUAGGUGUGGAAAGAGUUGGAGUCAAGCAGUAGUUAUGGGAACUUAAUGGCUGUGAAAAACAUAGACUUUAUUCAACUUUGCCAAAGGCAUUUUGUCUGAAAGUGUAUGUGUGUGUGGUUGCCUAAUGAUCUUAGUAAGGACUAGUUUGAGUUUUAGACCACCGAGUGAGGACAUAUUGGCAAGUCCUCGUGUUUUCACGUCCUUUCUGCCUGUUUAAAGGUUAUGAUGUGGCCUAAGGAUUGUUUACAAGAAGGUUAUGGUUGGGGUGUUGGUUUGGAUGGUUAGGGUUAAAGGUAGGGAUAAUGUCAGUGAACUUCCUCACAAAGAUAGUCAUGCGUCCUGUGCGUGUGUGAAUCUGCAUUUAAUAUUAGAGGCAUUUAUUUAAUAUGAAACUAAGUUGGGGUCUGUUGAUGAAGAGGGGACAGAGAUUAAAAACUGCCAAAUGGCUCAAGCCCUCAUCAGGUUGUCUCACAGAUAAUCCAGCCAGUUUGCUGCUUUAAUUUAGCAUCACUACGACGACAUCACUAGUUGUUUUUGCAGAAAUGGAAUAAAAGAGACAAAGUUGCAAUCUUGUUGAGAUACAGUAUUCCCUCGGGAGGACAAUCUGUAGUGGUAACUACCACUUACCACUUUGGACCACUUACCUCUGCGCUUUUAGAUUGCAAGUUCUCCUGAACGACGGACUUCAGUAAACAGACGUGAAGUAGAGCUGCAAUAAUCAGCUGUUUGAGUUACACAAUACUACGUGGUUCUAUGCAUAACUGAAUCGCAAAGGGGCGAAUGCCGUGGCAUUCAGCUGGCGUUUCUUUGUUGGUUUCCCCUCCUUGCUUUCACUGCCAUUACUCAGUCCGCUCCUGCUUGACAACAGAU
Molecule: messenger RNA, 4331 nt
Organism: Pelmatolapia mariae (spotted tilapia)
Lineage: Eukaryota; Metazoa; Chordata; Actinopteri; Cichliformes; Cichlidae
Gene: slc16a2
Product: solute carrier family 16 member 2
Exons: 7
Coding region: 698-2392 (564 amino acids)
Biological process (GO): transmembrane transport
Cellular component (GO): membrane
Molecular function (GO): thyroid hormone transmembrane transporter activity; monocarboxylic acid transmembrane transporter activity
Source: RefSeq, a predicted model, not a curated record